GCUAAAUAUUGUAUAUAAUCCUAUGUAUACGCAAGUAUAUAUGUCGGUAAACGUUCGGUAUUGGCGCUACAAAGCUGUAAGGAAGUUAUCAUUUAUACGACAGCAGUCGUUCGGCCGGUGCGUGUGACUCUUUAGCGCUUAGAAAUUAAAUUGUUUUUCGUUUUAUAUUUCUUUAGAACUGUUCUUAAUUGCAACAAUGAAAAUGUGUCAAAAUUUCUGGUUGCAAACAAUUUGGUGUCUUUUUCUGACGUUGCUAUUGGCGCAUUCGUCUUAUGCCGGCAGUGUGAGUGUUCACAGUAAAAAUACGCACCCUGUGCUAACUGAAGAUGAUUCGAAAAUAUUUGGUGGCUCACCUGUUGCCAUUACAAGCGCACCCUGGCAGGUUUCAGUGCGUCUACUGUUAUUCGAGUUACAGUUAGGUCAAGGUCAUAUAUGUGGCGGAUCAGUCGUAGCAUCGCGACUGAUUAUUACCGCUGCGCAUUGUCUGAUCUAUCCAAAUACAACACAACCGAUCUAUCGUUUACCAAGUGAAUUCACAGUAGUCAUGGGUUCGAUUUAUUUGGAGGAGGUUACGCCGUUUACGCUACAGUACAAUGUGCAGCAACUGGUGGCGUAUCCAGAAUUUAGUUUGACACCGCUACAAAACGAUUUGGCUUUACUUUUCAUAGAUGGUAAGAUACCGGCAAAUUAUCCCACAGUAGCACCCAUAGCAAUCAAUCAGAUGGCCGUGGAUGCGGGCGUUAAUUGCAGCGUCACUGGUUGGAGCAUAGCAGCGAAGGGCGUAAAUUGGCCAGUACUGUUGGGUGCCGUGCUUCCGAUCAUCUCCACGCAGCAAUGUAACAACAGUUACAGUGGUCAAAUAUCAGCGGGUAUGAUUUGUGCCGGCAAUCAGUCAAAUAACGGCACGAAUGCCUUUCAAGGCGGCUCUGGCGGCCCACUGGUUUGCAAUGGCAAAUUGAGCGGCAUUGUUUCGUGGGACAGCGGUUAUCCUGAGGUCUGCACAAAUCUCUCCGCCUACUAUAACUGGAUAACAAUGACGAACUCAACUUUCAAUUAUGAUAAUUAUGGUGGCGCAAUGGGUCUGCAUCUGGGCGCUCAGCAAAUGGUGUUGGGUAUUCUCUGUUUGUUAGUCACUUUAUUCUUAUCGCAAGCGACUUUUAUUAAAUAAGCUCUCAUGGUGGUGUUUAAGUAGGCGCCGAAGUUAUUUAUUCAAUGGCUGUUGAUGUUGUGAUGUUAGAGUUUGCUCUUGUUGUUAUUGUACUGUGUGCUUACUUUUUAAGCAGUUAAUGUUUUAUGAAAGUGUUCCGAUAUAGAAAUUUAAA
Molecule: messenger RNA, 1322 nt
Organism: Bactrocera latifrons
Lineage: Eukaryota; Metazoa; Arthropoda; Insecta; Diptera; Tephritidae
Product: trypsin-like
Exons: 4
Coding region: 197-1168 (323 amino acids)
Biological process (GO): proteolysis
Molecular function (GO): serine-type endopeptidase activity
Source: RefSeq, a predicted model, not a curated record